UGCAAUCUUAGAUUUGCAGGUCGUGAGGGCUUAGAUUUUUCUAUCGCCCUCUUUCCAUUUUAUCUCUCCCAUUCCUCCUGUGAAAGGUGGCGUUGGCUCUCAAAGACGCACAAGUUGCGUUCCUUGUAUGGAGUUCCAUUGUAUUCCACAGAGUGUCUUUAGAGGGUAAUCACGGAACAGGCCUAACCUCCACCAAAAUGAACUUAUCGUUAAUGAUGGACCUAAUAUUAAAAAAUGGAUGCAUCUGAAUUCAGAACCGAUGUCUGGAUCACUAGAUAGGUAAACGGUGGUGUUUAUAGCCGUUUCCGAGUAGCAACUCAUCAAUCAAGCAGUGAAGUCUUGGGUAGUCGCCACGACAGGGGCCUGCAGUGCAAGCGGCUUCGACACUUGCAGGGGCCCAUGUUCAUGAGGAGCAGGAUGUGCCAGAGCAAAGUGGUGCUUAGCAUGUAUGCGGAUUUAUCAUUCCAUGGACCAGCGAAGCAAGGUACGGGUAUUCAUCCAUAUAUGGUAUUACUCACUAGCAGUGUUAGUGAGAAUUACAUCAUUAGAGGACUUGCGCGUUUACGAAAAAUGAUGUUCUCUGCAAUUCAACUCAUAGGCGAGGGUAGCUGAAUUUCCCUGCCUUAAUGUCCAGGUUAAGGAAUCGGAGAUCUGGUUUAGCGGCCUCAUUAGUUUAUCCCCCUCCACCCUCUCCCGGAAAAAAGGGGUUCGGUUUACAUAGGACACCGGGAGGGUCCGUAAUCUUAUUUUUCAUUUCAUAAUGCGCAGCACAUUGCAUGCUAGUUGAUUAAGAAAUUAUUCUCUCAUCGUAUUUCAUUCAUGCCAGUGAAUAUGUUGCUUCAAAUAUCGUGGGGCCCUACAAAGGGAGGAUUUAAUGGUCCAAAGCAGCUGGGAAACAUGCGUUGUUACUUAAAUAGGUGAGUUUUGUACUUUGUGUUAGCCUUUAGCAUCUUCUCUCUUUUUUUCGACUAUUUAGCUACGCCCUUUUCUGUAAAAAAUAAUUGAAUUCUUCAAUAUUCCACAGAGGGUUUGAUUCUUUGAUCGCUUUAAAUCGCAAAGACAAGUUGCAUAGAAAUUAACAUAAAAUGCUUUCUCAAUCACCAAUGGACCCAUUUGUUGGGGCCAUCGAUAACAUCGAGAUGUUGCACGACAUAAUGAAGUACAUCCCUUUCAAUCGGCGCACUCUCACUGCGAUGCGGUGCGUCUCCAAACCAUUUCGUAGGGGUGUGCAAAGCACUCAAAGCCCGUGGUCUGGCUACAAUGAAGUGAUGCUGUCAUGCUACGGCCAGUGUGUGCUUUUCAAUGCCCAGGAAGAUGACAAGGGCAACAGUUGCUUUAAGUUGAUUUCAAUUUCGCCCAUCGGACGUAAAUUUCAGAACGUAAGUGCGAGGGUACUCAGCCGCUACCACACACGCGUCGCCAACGGCCUCACCAAACUGGUACUUCAUUACUCACACAUUGACAAUUCUUCCUUUGAGACUCUCGCUACUUUAUCAAAUUUAAAAGAAUUAGAGCUAGUCUCAUGUCGCGGCUUGACCUCCAUCAAGAAUAUUAGUCUCAUGAAGAAGCUUGAAAGGCUUGAGGUGGCUUUCUGUCCGCUGGAACCCGAUGGCGUUCAGGAUCUUUGUCUCCCCUCACUCAAGAGUCUAAUUCUCCGCUCUUGUCAUAGACUGAGCGAUCUCAACGAGAUCGCCAGCGAGACCGCCGCAUCGCUGGAGGAGGUGACCAUUGAGAAUUGCAAUGCGUACGACGACACCUCCAACUUCUUCCUACUUAACCUUGGUCCCCAUCUUCGUGUGCUGUCUCUUUGUAGUACUCACAUUGAUAGUGCUCUCGCGUUGGUUACGCAGAGGGAUCAAGUAUCAAAUCUAAACACGCUCCAGCUCUCUGACACACCAAUCCGUAGUGAAACUCUUGACCAAAUUACCCCAUUUCUGGAAAACAGCUUAGAAUACUUGUCAUUAGAAAACUGCAGAAAAUUGAACGGCUUUGAGUCUCUAGGGAUGUUGCACCAGCUACGCUUCUUAGACGUUUCACAGGCGGAGUUGAUUGACGGCCUUGAUGUGCUUACUGCAUGCCGGAACUUAGAACUCUUUCGGGUGGCCAACACCCCUGUAGAGGACAUUUCCUUUCUCGGGUCAAUGCAAUUUCUUCGAGUCUUGGACGCACCGGCAUCUAGUCUGACCGAUUGCGGGAUCUUAGCCCUCAAGGACGCACCCCAGCUGGAUACGGUGGUGCUGACUAGAUGUAUUCAUAUUUCCGAUCUGAAUGUUCUACUGACGUGCCCUCGAAUUCGGCGCAUCUUUUGUGCGCAAACAUCCAUUACAGAUGAAGGUAUUGCCGAUCUUGCGGAGUGUGAGAAUCUAGAGGAAUUAGAUAUUAAACUGACGUCUGUAAGGGAUGUCAACUUUAUGGUAGCCUGCAAGUCUCUUAGGUCUAUCAAUGUCUGUAGCACUGUGGAUUCUAUUGAAGGCAUUCAGGAGUUACUGAAUCGAAAAGAUCUAGAUGUGGUAUGUGAUUCAUUUGAUGGAAGCCAGUACAUGGAUUAA
Messenger RNA from Phytomonas sp. EM1, 2549 nucleotides. The record is from the annotation of a GenBank genome assembly. Lineage: Eukaryota; Euglenozoa; Kinetoplastea; Trypanosomatida; Trypanosomatidae.